This is a messenger RNA of Thermochaetoides thermophila DSM 1495, 1440 nucleotides long. RefSeq lists its product as uncharacterized. The transcript is spliced from 2 exons. NCBI's taxonomy places the organism in Eukaryota, Fungi, Ascomycota, Sordariomycetes, Sordariales, Chaetomiaceae. Bases 1 to 1440 code for a protein of 479 amino acids. Gene Ontology annotation, molecular function: protein-folding chaperone binding. The record is from RefSeq and is a predicted model, not a curated record. Gene Ontology annotation, biological process: protein stabilization.
AUGUCUGGAACAACGGCGGGCUAUCAGGGCAUGGAGGCCGUCAAGAACAAGCAAUGGGAGAAAGCCAUUCCCCUUCUUGACAAGGCCCUCGAGGAUUCAAACUCUCCCGCUUGGCUUCUUGCUCGGUGCCAAGCUCACCAACAGCUCAAGAACUACGAACAAGCUCUUGACGAUGCCUGCCUGGCCUACCACUCAGCUGCUGAGCGUGGUUCCGGAAACUCGCGCAAGCAGAUGAUUGAGGCCCAGUACCGCCGCGCCUUGGUUUACUACAAGAUGGGCCGGUAUGCUGAUGCCGACUGCUGCGCUAAGUGGAGCAUGCUCCUGGCAGAAGGUCGUCCGGCGCGUGAGGACGAUGGUGUGGAGAAGAACGUUGAUGCUAAUGGCAACUAUACGGUCACUUGGGAGGAUGCUGUCGCUGAUACGAAGGGUCAGCCUGGCCAAGCCAACGGGUCGAAGGCCGAUAUUCUUGCUAAUGCCACGAAUGCCACGGGGUCGAGCAACACGGGUUUUGAGAGUGAUUGGAAGCGCGCUUAUACGCUGAGGAGCCAAAUUCUGGGGAUGAUGAGGACGACGCCGGAGGAUCAUCCUGGCCGGAAGGUUACCGUCACCAAGGUUCCUCCAAAGCCGGAGAAGAAGGUUGUCAAGCAGCCCGAGCCUGCCUCCACGAUCGAGUUAACGGAUGGUGACAAUGAGCCGGCCCAGCCGAAGCCUGAGCUCCCGGCUCCGGGAAGUGUUCCGGACGAGAAGAUGAAGUCGCGGGUCGAUUACUAUCAGACUAACCAAACCAUCACCAUCUCUUUCUUCGUGAAAGAUGUGAAGAAGGAGAAUCUCCAAGUCAGGAUGGCACCGAAACAGAUCCAACUCUCUCCCCUUCCCCGUGCCGUCGCCCCCUACGUCCAGCCCGGCGACCGCGAAGCUACAUCGACCCUCCUCCUUGCCGGCGAAAUCGACCCCUCCGCAUCCCGGUGGACCGUAACACCCCGCAAAAUUGAGCUCACCCUCCAAAAGGCUACCCCCGGUGUCAAGUGGGCAACCUGGGGCACCGAAGUCAUCGGCCCUCAAGACGACGACACCGCCGACUCCUCAUCCAGCUCCAGCACCCCGGCCCCAACCGCAACCACAACCGCUGCGGCUCCCGCCCCGGCACCCGCUGCAUCCAAGCCCACAGCCCCAGUAUACCCAACUAGCAGCCGCAAGGGCCCCAAGGACUGGGAUACCGUCAGCAAGGAGAUGGGCGGGGACGAGGAGGACGCCAACGACGUGAACUACUUCUUCAAGCAGCUGUACAAGGGGGCGACGCCAGACCAGCGGCGAGCGAUGGUGAAGAGCUUUAUCGAGAGUAAUGGGACCGCGCUGAGUACCGAUUGGGAGGAUGUCAAAAAUCGGAAGGUCGAGACGGUUCCGCCAGAGGGGGUUGAACCUAAGAAGUGGGAGAGUUGA